Messenger RNA from Moesziomyces antarcticus, 1857 nucleotides. RefSeq lists its product as uncharacterized. NCBI's taxonomy places the organism in Eukaryota, Fungi, Basidiomycota, Ustilaginomycetes, Ustilaginales, Ustilaginaceae. The transcript has a single exon. The coding region runs from base 1 to 1857 and encodes 618 amino acids. The record is from RefSeq and is a predicted model, not a curated record.
AUGAAGACACAAGCGGGUCUCGCCGUGCUGGCUGUAGCGGUUCUCGCCUCGGGAUGCAGCGCCGAGGCGACAAGGGAGGUGGCUGGAUCGAGGGAUCUGUUCGACCAGAUGGUGCACAGUUUGGCGAGCAAGUGGAUGCCCGGUUACAGGGGAGAUGGAUUGCAGUGGAGCGUGCAUCCGCUGCCGAGGAACGUCAAGAGGCAGAACAGCGCCAGUCCAAUGGUGCUCCAGCCUGCCGGAGAUGAGGAGGAGCAGGGGUUGGGAUCGCUAGCUGGACUGUUUGGGGGAGGUUCGGCAUCGGUGCUUGCUGCAUCGCCGAGUAGGUCGGCCACCCAGGCGAGUGCUACGGACUCUGCUAGUGCCUCCCCCGCGUCUUCGGCUGCCUCCUCAGCCGCGACUCCCAGCGCGGAUCGGUCGGUCAGCUCCACCCCGGCCACAUCGAGCGUUCCCACCGCACCGGCAUUUUCAUUUUCCACGCCCAGCCCCAGCGCCUCGUCUCCGUCGUCGAGCGUGUCGUCGACGGGUUCGGCGCGACCUACGAUGUCUGCUCAGAAGGACGAUGACGCGCCUCCGCCGUCGUUGCUCUCGCCCAAGCACAAAUUCUUCCCGCUCGUCGUGGCGGGCAUCGCGGCGGCGGGAUUGCUGGCGCUCAUGCUGUUGAUCGCCAUUGCGCGCGCGGUAGCACACGACCAGCUACGCCGCGACAAGCUCAAGCAGUCGUACGGAUUCGACGAGUACUCGGACAAACCGGGCAAAACCGGCGACAAGUUCACCUCGAACCCCGAAGUGGGUGCAGCGCGUUCGCUGCGUCGCGCUAUGACGCGCAAGAAGCUCGGUAGCUUUGCGAGGAGGACGGCUGAUGGAAGCGUACUGAUCGAGGUGGGCGAUGAGGUGUUUGCGGUCCCGCCGCAUCUGGCCGAUUCGUACCGCGACCGCAUCCUUCGCGAGAAGCGCUCGCGCUCCGAUCUGAGCCAGGAGGGAUUGUUUGGAAACGUCCAACCGCGUCAUUUGAACGAUGGCGGUCCCGAUGCGGAUGGCAGCACCGCCAGGGCUGCGUAUGAUACGAUGCUGGGCGAUAAACCGUCGCGCAGUCUGAGCCAGAGACUCACGGAUAGGUUCAAGGCGAUCACCACCUCCCCCAAGCCUAUGGGGGCGUAUUCGUUCGAUGCACGCGACAAGGGCGCUGUUCGACAGGUCGACCUCGCCCGACCUACGCUCACCAAGGGCGGUGCAGAAUGGUCCAUCCAACCCCAACCCCAACCCCAACUCCAACCCCAACCGGAGUAUGGUACAGCUAGGGUGGUGGAGCGAACCAGUGCACGACCUCCUCCUCCUCGCGAUACCUCCAAGCCCGUCACACGCAAGGCACCACCCAAGCUGGAAUUGUCGACACUCACGGCCAAGUUGCAGGAUCUGGAGAAGCAGAGCAACGUCUCGAGCUCGUCGGGGCAUAGUCGACGAUUACCUGCCGAGGCGAGUCUCUCGCGCUCGGCUGCAUCGUCGGCGUCUGCAAACGGCACUUUUGGUGGAAGUGGGUCCGGGUCCGAUCUGGAGGCAGGAUUACCAGGCGCAUUCCCGGAACGAUCCAAGUCGCUCGCACGAGCUCGUAGCGUCAAACCACUCAUCCUGAGUACCACCGAGCGAGUAGGAGGGUAUCGUCAUCGCCAUCCCGACGCACACCGUUCCCGAACCCAGGUGCGACCCAACAAACCUCUCGAACGCAAGUCCACCGUAGCCCUAGCCUCCCCGACCCGCUUCAGCCACGAUAAAAACCCCGCGCUCGUAGUACAUCCGGAAAAGCCCCAGGCCGCUUUCCGUCCGCUGCCCGUUCCUCCGCCCUUCACCCUCCCCAAAUAA